Molecule: messenger RNA, 975 nt
Organism: Melopsittacus undulatus (budgerigar)
Lineage: Eukaryota; Metazoa; Chordata; Aves; Psittaciformes; Psittaculidae
Product: probable G-protein coupled receptor 141
Exons: 2
Coding region: 4-975 (323 amino acids)
Biological process (GO): G protein-coupled receptor signaling pathway
Cellular component (GO): membrane
Molecular function (GO): oxysterol binding; G protein-coupled receptor activity
Source: RefSeq, a predicted model, not a curated record
UGGAUGGAGCUGAGCUGCUCCUGGUGGAAGGAUAUGUGCAAGGAAGGUUUCAGGAACAUGAUUGAAGAGAACAGGAACAGCAGUGACUCCUCUGCCUUCACUCACACCAACACCACGAGUGCCAUCCUGAUUACAGCCUACUCAGUUGCCUUUGCAGGUGGUGGAAUUGGGUCCGUCACCAUGUCAUUCGUGCUGGUCAAGAUGAACACUCUGUCAGUGACCACUACAGCCAUCAUUAACCUGGUCAUCGUGCACAGCCUCCUCCUCUUCACAGUGCCCUUCCGCCUGCACUACUAUAUCAGCAAGAAGUGGGUAUUCAAGAUGGCACUUUGCAAAGUGGUGAGUGCCAUGGUGCACAUCCACAUGUACCUGACCUUCCUGUUCUAUGUGAUCACGCUGGUGAUCCGCUGGCUCAUCUUCUUCCAAUGGAAGGACAAGGUGGAGUUCUACAGGAAGCUGCAUGCCAUUGCAGCCAGUGCUGCCGUGUGGGUCUUGGUCAUGGUUUUCAUAGUGCCAGUCUUGUGCUUUGAGUAUGGACGCUCAGGCUCAUACAAUGAAACAAUAUGCUUUAAGUUCCACAGAGAACUACAGCAGGGGAGUGUGAAGGCCCUGAACUAUGCCAUUAUUGUAGCCGUGGCUUGCAUCACCUGCAUCCUAUUGGGUCUGCAGGUUUUCAUCCUGGUAAAGGUGUCUAGAAGACUUUCCACCUCCCUCUGGUCGCACCAGGAGUUCUGGGCACAAGUCAAGAACCUGAUUUUCAUCUGCGUCAUCAUCAUCUGCUUCCUCCCCUAUCACCUCUUCAGGGCCUACUACAUACAGCACAUGAGUGACUUUGACCAGUUAGAAAGCUACAAUGAGGUGUUCCUGAGCCUGACUGCCCUCAGCUGCCUGGACCUGCUCUUCUUCGUGCUGAGUGGAAGCCGUCUCUUCAAGCAGAAGGUGAUCAUGCUCCUCAGCAGGUUACCUUGCUGCUAG